Messenger RNA from Cladocopium goreaui, 915 nucleotides. Lineage: Eukaryota; Dinophyceae; Suessiales; Symbiodiniaceae. The record is from the annotation of a GenBank genome assembly.
AUGGAAGUGUUUGUCUCCUUGCCAAGUGGUCGAAGCGCAACGAUUCCAACUGCACCCACUGCCACAGUUCUGAAGCUGCGCGAUGCGGCUCAAGAGAUCUUCGGGGUUGGCUUCCUAAGACUCUUGUCGUCCCAAGGGCAGAUCUUGGAUGUUUGUUCUACUCUUCUUGAUACCGGGCUCACAGAUGGUGAGACUUUGACGGCCAUCGUGCAUGCCCCGAAGAUUUGCGCAACACGAAAGGCCUUUGCCAUGAGGUUCAGCAACGGUCACGCUCUUUGUUGGGGCGAUCCCAAAUUCGGUGGUGAUGCCGGCCCCAGCGUCGCGGCUGCUGGACGGGUGGAGCAGAUUGAGUCCACUGGGCACGCCUUCGCCGCUCUGUUGGCGGAUGGAUCCGUUGAAACUUGGGGUCACCCUCGAUUUGGCGGUGACAGCUCAAGGGUUCGCGAUCGCUUGGGAUCGAAUGUGCGGCAAAUCAAAGGAAGCCACUUCAGCUUUGCGGCCAUUCUGCAGGAUGGCACAGUCGUAACAUGGGGGCGUUCAGCUAUUGGUGGAGAGAGCCAACGAGUUCAACAUUUGCUCAGAGAUGUUUGCAAACUUGAGAGCACUCACUUUGCAUUUGCUGCGAUCUUGGCCGAUGGUCGGGUAGUCACCUGGGGUCAACCGGAAGAUGGAGGAGAUAGUUCAAGCGUGCAAAAUGAGCUACGAAAUGUCGCCAGCAUCACCGGCUCCUUAAGUGCCUCCGCAGCUUUGCGAUUCGAUGGCUCUGUUGUGUGCUGGGGCGAUGCCGAGUGUGGAGGAGAUGCAGGUGACGUCCAACGACAACUGAAGCAUGCGACUCGGCCUUGUUUGCGCAAAGCUUUGGUUCAGUGGAUGGUCAUUCAGGAACCAUCGAGCUGUUCCAAGCAUGGCUAUUGA